AAAGUAUUGAAUGUCCCAAGGAAUUCAGUCGCUCCCCUUGUGGAAGUACAUAUUUGACUGAACUUACUCUUGCAAACGCUUGCACUCCAGCUCAGCCAUCAGUCCGACACAGUCGCCUCAGUGUAAACCGGCGCUGCCUCACAUCCCCCUUGGUUAACUUUUCGGAGAUUUUUGGUGCAGUGAAACAAACAAUAACCAGCCAUGGAUGCCAUCAAGAAGAAGAUGCAAAUGCUCAAGCUCGACAAGGAGAAUGCCUUGGACAGAGCGGAGCAGGCUGAAUCCGACAAGAAAGCAGCGGAGGACAGGAGCAAACAGCUGGAAGAUGACCUGGUAGCACUGCAGAAGAAAUUGAAGUCCACUGAAGAUGAGUUGGACAAAUAUUCUACAUCCCUUAAAGAUGCCCAAGAGAAAUUGGAACUCGCAGAGAAGAAAGCCACAGACGCCGAGGGGGAUGUGGCCUCCCUGAACAGACGCAUCCAGCUGGUCGAGGAGGAGUUGGACAGGGCUCAGGAACGCCUGGCCACCGCUCUGCAGAAGCUGGAGGAAGCCGAGAAGGCCGCAGAUGAGAGUGAGAGAGGCAUGAAGGUCAUUGAGAACAGAGCUAUGAAGGAUGAGGAGAAGAUGGAGCUUCAGGAGAUCCAGUUGAAGGAGGCCAAGCACAUUGCAGAGGAGGCCGACCGCAAAUACGAGGAGGUGGCCCGUAAGCUGGUGAUUGUUGAGGGUGAACUGGAGCGCACUGAGGAGCGUGCUGAGCUGGCCGAGAGCAAAUGCUCUGACCUUGAGGAAGAGUUGAAAACCGUGACCAACAAUCUGAAGUCCCUGGAGGCCCAGGCUGAGAAGUACUCUCAGAAGGAGGAUAAGUACGAGGAGGAGAUCAAGGUCCUCACCGACAAACUGAAGGAGGCUGAGACCCGUGCCGAGUUUGCUGAGAGAUCAGUAGCCAAGCUUGAGAAGACCAUUGAUGACCUGGAAGACGAGUUGUAUGCCCAGAAACUCAAGUACAAAGCCAUCAGCGAGGAGCUGGACCACGCUCUCAACGACAUGACUUCAAUGUAAUUCAUCGUCCUGGCCGUGUCUGCUUGUGCCUCUUUCUGCCCCACCCUGCCCCUGACCCCACAACAACCUGCCCCUCUUACCCCUCCACUGCCCUUUCCUAUACUGACUCUUAAAUCUUCAUCCUCUCAAACCAUCAUCUGCUCUUUCUGUUCUCACAAGGGGGCAUUUCUGCUCUCAUACGGUAACAAUGGCUUCUAGUUCUGUGUCCUCAUAGCUGAAUUUGUAUCAUGGGAUAGUUUCAUAUUGUGUAGUCAUGUCAUGAAGGCAAAAACAGAGAAGUCUGUGUAGCUCAACUAUUUUUUCUUAGCCAGUCUAAAAGAUUUGUUAGCAAGUGGUUUCCUCACACUCUCACCCCCCCCCCCCCCCCCUCUCCACUAACUGCUAAACGUCUGAUGGCUAUGUACAGUAUGACAUCAUAUCCUGUCGCCAAGGGAAGAGCCCAUUUUAAAAAAUUAGAGCUGGAGCCAUAUUUUUACUAUUUUGGUGUGAGCGCAGAAAACGGCAAUGAUGUGAAAUAAUGAUUUAUUUUUUUAAUAAUAUUACUUUUUUACUGGAAAAGUAAUCUCUGAUAAUUUUAAUAUGUCUAUCUUACACCUUUCAAAUUAAUGUAUUUCCCCCUCCUUUCCUGAGUUAAGGUAACCUCUUAGUGGCCCAUAAAUCCUGCAUGCUUUGUUGAAAUUUCCCCACUGGAUUAGCAAGAGACAUUUCAAUGCAACAGGUCUGCUCUGAACGUACAAGAUUCGCUUCCUGUACCACAGAGGUGUGUGUGUGUGUGUGUGUGUGUGUGUGUGUGUGUGUGUGUGUGUGUGUGUGUGUACUCUUAUAUACUCUUCUUGAGUAACUCAGCUCCUGCAUUACUAACGUGGUCUACUUCUGAUUAGAAGAGAGACCUCUUCCUUCAGUGUGGUCAGUGGAAGCUCCUCUUUAGUUUUCUUCCUGUAAUCAUUGAAUGCUAGGCUACUCUUUUCAUAGUGUUAUGCUAGACACCGUUUGGCACCACAUAUGAUUCUGUAAAUCCUAGGAAAAUGUUGAUAUAAACGUUAGGAAUGGGAGUGGAUAAAGAUAUGUUGGAUCAGAAAACUAAUGCUACCUUAGAGUGUGUGUGUGUGUGUGUGUGUGUGUGUGCGCGCGCCUACGAGUGAAUGUGCUGGAAAAGGUACCUUCCCUCAUACUCCACAAGGCCCUUCCAUCACUUUGUCUUUACUUCUUUUCCUCCGCACAGAUAAAUUGUUUACUCUCCACCUGUCCAAAGACGCCGCCUCUCCAGCUGAGUGGCCCCUCUGCCCCUCCCUUUCUUUUACACCUGCCUUCUCUACCCUUCCCUUCUCUCAUCCCUCUCCCUAUCCCUCUCUUCUUUUCUUUUUUUUUUUUUCUGUGACACUAUGUGUCUGCACCUGACCAUCACCAUUGUGUGUCACGCUUGUUGUACAGAACCUUUCAUUCUCUCUUUAGUUGUGUAUAAAUAAAACAUUCUUCCUUGUAUUUAAACCUACUUCUCUCUCCUUAUUUCACCCUUCCCUUUUUGGCUGUUCCUCUGUUUACAUUCUGUUCUGCUCAUGGUGAAAAUGUUGUAUGGAAAUGUAUGUAAACUCCUCAGACCCCCCUCACCAGUACCAGAGUCACAUUGGAGAUUCGCCAUUACGUUUAAAUACCUUUUGCUAAGUAACACUUUAUUAGUCGUAGGGACAUUUAACCAGCUCUUAUGGUGAUACUUAUAAUUAAUGAUAUUACUGCAGUCUAUUACUCACGAGAAUGCAAUGAAAGUACUAUAAUCUACUGUUAUAAUCUAUUCUUUCAUGAGGAGGAGAUUUAAGAAAGGAUGGCGUCAUUUGUAUUUUGCAUGCAAUGCAAAUCAGGUAUUGGUGCCUGUACAAAUAAUGUGGUUUUGUAUGGGCAGCAAUUUCAAUGAGCGAGUCUGUCUUCCCUGGCCAUAUCAGGAGACAAGAUAGAGGCUGGGGCUAACUACCUGCUGCUAGAACACCUUAGUUAAGAGGGAAGUGGGGGUUGUGACUGUCCUGUUUGCUCAUGACACUCCUUUGAGUCAAGCCCUUUCUUUCUUUCUUUCUUUCUUUCUUUCUUUCUUUCUAACAUGCUUAUAAUAUACUGUAUACACUGAAAAUAGUCCAGUAAAUAAUGGCUGUCCCAUAUAUCACUGGAUGACUUGUAGCUGAGUACUCAGGCUCUCAGUGAGUCGAUGAGGUGAGACCCUGUGGUAGUUUGGGGUGAGCAACUGUCUCAUCUGUCAGCCAGGUAAUGAGCGACUUUGUGCCUGCUGUGUCCAUAGUAACAGGUGUCCGAAGUGUCAUUGCCUUAUCCCCGCCAGCAUCCGUACAGUAUGUAGUGUUAACAUUGACAGCAUAUGAAAAUACCAGUGGAUGUGAACUAAUACUCAUUUAACACCAAAGGUUUUCUCUCCCUCACAAUCCUGUGAUUGUACUGAUUACUGAUUUUCCCUCACUCUGUGUGUUUUUUCUCUCUCUCUCUCUCUCUCUCUCUCUCUCUCUCUCUCUCUCUCUCUCUCUCUCCCCCCUUUCUUCCUUUCGCCUGCUCUGCCACUGAUGUGCUCCUUCCUGCUCCCUUGCCUUUCAUCUGCUCUGUGGCCUGAUGCACUC
Messenger RNA from Alosa sapidissima (American shad), 3668 nucleotides. RefSeq names its product tropomyosin 1 (alpha) (gene tpm1). Gene Ontology annotation, molecular function: actin filament binding. Gene Ontology annotation, biological process: cardiac muscle contraction; actin filament organization. The record is from RefSeq and is a predicted model, not a curated record. The transcript has 9 exons. Gene Ontology annotation, cellular component: actin filament. NCBI's taxonomy places the organism in Eukaryota, Metazoa, Chordata, Actinopteri, Clupeiformes, Clupeidae. Bases 202 to 1056 code for a protein of 284 amino acids.